This is a messenger RNA of Crotalus tigris (Tiger rattlesnake), 3261 nucleotides long. It is a transcript of the gene LGI1, whose product is annotated as leucine rich glioma inactivated 1. The record is from RefSeq and is a predicted model, not a curated record. Lineage: Eukaryota; Metazoa; Chordata; Lepidosauria; Squamata; Viperidae. Bases 1235 to 2872 code for a protein of 545 amino acids. The transcript is spliced from 9 exons. Gene Ontology annotation, molecular function: protein binding.
UGUUUAGUUGGUAUUGUAAAGAGCUCCUAAAUAGUUAUUUCCUAGGAGAAAUUGGCCUGGCAGUGGAAUAAGAAAUGUUAAGGUUUUAACACCUUUCACUGUGAUGCAACAGUUCUUUAUGUGUCAGAUUCACAGUGAAGACAUUGCAGGGAGCCUGAAAUGGUUGAAAAUAAAUAAAUAACAAAUAAAUUGCCCAGAGCUUCAAAACAUUAUGGCUGUUUCCUUGCUUUCUACUUUACACUGGGCACUCUAUAAACAGGUUUCCAAAAGACGCAGCCCAGAUUCACCUUGCCUCGAAGCCCAACUAUUGCGCAUUAAGGGAAGACUUAAGGAUGGGAAGAAGACGAAAAGCAUUUUGCUGGCUGGGUUUGAACGUGGCCGUUUGCAGAUACGCUCGGUUGAUAAGAGGCCGACUGUUUGUGCCCGAGGUGUCCGUUUCUUUUGCGGCGGUACCAGCCAGCCUGUGCAAUGAAAUCGCAGGCCUCAACACCUACGCCAACUGGGUUUUUAUAACACCCCCCCCCGCGCGCGCGCACACACACACACCGCCCUUUGGAUGUUUUCCCUCGCUUUCUUUCCUCCGCGCAGACUGGCUGCUUCCCUCCGGCCGUCGCCUGGCAGAUGCAAAGUCCGAUUUCCCCCAGGGAAAAUUGAUGCGGGUGGAGAGAUCCUCCCUGCCUGCCUCCCUUCUCCUCCUCCCCCCACGGAGCCCCCCCCCCACACACACACCGCCCGCCCACGCAGCCGCCACCAGCCAAGCAGAAGGUGGUCCUAUUUUGGGCCGCGGGAAGAGGGCCUCCCCUAAGAAAAGUGAAAGCCGUGCCUUGGCUCCGCGGCGUGCGUCACACUUUGCAACCCCGAGCAGCAGCAGCAGCAGCAGAGCGGUAGUCGCCGCAGCCGCCGCCGCCGCGCGCGCCUGUUCCGCUCGCCCCGCACGGCUGCCUGGCGAAUCCCCAAACAACCGACGGCUGAGCGGCUGGAGCCUUUCAGUCCCCCGACAGGUUCCGAGCGGGGAAAGGAAGGGCAGAAGAAGGGCUGGCGACGGGGGCAGAACGAGAGCCACGGAGCCGGAGGAGGGAUGAAGGGAAAGCCGUCUCGCUCGGGUUCUCCACGCAGAUCUUCCUCGGCUCGGUAAAAACGCGGAGAUUCCCGCCUGCCCGUUCAUGAUUUGGGCUGCGCUUCUUCCUCUCGCCUUCUUCCUUCUAACUGGCCGGAACCAGAACGGAACCAAAGGAUGGGCCGAGCCGACCGGCAACCCGUUGGAAGAUCCGCGGCAGUUUUCCUGUGCCUUUUCUCCGCCCUGUUGCUGACCGAUGGGAGCAGACCGGGGAAGACCGCCUGCCCGGCUUCGUGCACUUGUACCAAAGAUAACGCGCUCUGUGAGAACGCCCGGGCGAUUCCGCGCAGCGUGUCGCCCGACAUUACCUCCCUAUCCUUUGUGAGAUCUGCUUUCACGAAAAUCCCAGAAAGGAGUUUCAUCUUCUCGCCCAAUCUGCAACUUCUGUUAUUUACUGCAAACACAUUUGACACCAUUAGUAGCGAUGCUUUCAUGGGCCUUCCUCAUCUAGAAUAUUUGUUUAUAGAAAACAACAACAUCAAAUCACUUUCCAACACUUCUUUUCGCGGGCUGAAGUCCUUAAUUCACUUGAGUCUUGCAAACAAUAACCUCCAAACACUCCCUAAAGACAUAUUCAAAGGAUUGGAUUCACUAUCAAAUGUAGACCUGAGAGGAAAUGCUUUCAAAUGUGAUUGCAAAUUGAAAUGGUUAAUUGCAUGGAUAAGCAGAACAAAUGCAACAGUGGAAGACAUUUAUUGUGAAAGUCCACCAGAGUAUAAGAAACGCAAAAUCAAUAGCCUCUCUCCUAGUGAAUUUGAUUGCAUCAUUACACAAUUUGUCGUAUUUCGAAAGUUACCAUAUCAGUCCCUGUCAGUGGACACUUUCUCAUUCAUGAAUGAUGAAUAUGUGGUUAUCGCGCAGCCUUUUAUCGGAAAAUGUAUCUUUCUGCAAUGGGACCAUGUGGAAGGGACAUUCAGGAAUUUUGAUAACAUCACAGGGACUUCGGUGGUUGUCUGUAAGCCGAUCAUUGUUGAGAAUCGCUUAUACAUCAUUGUUGCCCAGCUCUUCGGUGGCUCCCAUAUAUACAAAAGAGACAUUCAUGCAAACAAAUUUAUCAAAAUUCAGGAUAUUGAGAUCCUUAAGAUCAGAAAGCCUAAUGACAUCGAGACAUUCACAAUUGUAAAGGAUGCAUACUUUGCAAUAGCAGAUAGUUCAAAAGCUGGCAUCACCACUGUCUAUAAGUGGAAUGGAAAUGGAUUUUAUUCUGACCAAUCUUUGCACGAAUGGUACAGAGACACUGAUGUGGAGUAUCUUGAAAUAGCCACCAAGCCUCACCUGAUCAUCUCAAGCAGUUCUCAACACCCAGUCCUAUAUCAGUGGAACAGGGGCACAAACAAUUUCGCUGACCCAGUGGAUAUUCCAGAUAUGGAAGAUGUUUAUGCUGUCAAACACUUCAAAGUGAAAGAAGAUAUUUAUGUUUGCCUAACAAGAUUCAUUGGGGAUUCCAAAGUAAUGAAAUGGACAGGAUCCAAAUUUCUGGAUUUACAAAGAAUGCCGUCCAGGGGGUCCAUGGUGUUCCAGCCACUUCAGAUAAAGAAUUAUCAGUAUGCUAUUCUUGGAAGUGAUUAUUCUUUCACUCAAGUCUAUUUCUGGGAUGCGGGAAAAGCCAAAUUUGUCAAGUUUCAAGAAUUAAAUAUUCAAGCGCCAAGAUCCUUCACACACGUUUUUGUUGACAAACAAGAUUUUCUCUUUGCAUCAAGCUUUAAAGGAAAUACAGUGAUCUAUAAGCACAUCAUAAUUGACUUAAGUGCAUGAUACAUACAUAUUUACACACAUACACAAACACCCCAGGUAUGGAGUCUGUUGUGAGACUUCUUCCAUUAAUAACAGAGACCUAACAAACUAAAUGCAUGACAAUGAUUCUCUUUACGUCCAGUCUGCAAAAUGCCUUUAACAGCUGAGAUUGUUGAAUAAAGUGCUACAACUAAUAUCUUCAACCAUAAAUGUCAAGUCUAGUGCUAUUUGAAAUUACAAUUUUAAAAGAAGGAUAAAUUAAAGCAUUAACUAUUAUUUGCAACAACAGUGUAAAUAGCUAAUGAAGCUCCAUCCCUCCUAAAUGAGUUGGAAAGCACCAAUCAAUUGUAAUUUUUCAUUAUUCACUGAUCAGAACAUUGCCAAAUAAAAUGUUUACGUUUUCUUUUCUA